CUCCGUAGGUCACAGCGCGGCGCUAGGGCAGCUGGGAAGAUGGCGGGUGUGGGCCUGGUGUCUGCGGCAACUUGGAUGCCUUGUCGAGGGUGGGGCCGGGCGGCCGUGUCCUUCGGCUUCCAGCGCGGCCUCAGCGCAUUACUUGAAUUGAAACCGGAUCGGGCGCCACGGUGGUUCCCAGCUUGCAGACAAAAGACAUCACUCUCUUUCCUUAGUCGACCAGACCUUCCAAGCCUGGCUUAUAAGAGGCUAAAAGGCAAAAGUCCAGGAAUUAUCUUCAUCCCUGGCUAUCUUUCUAAUAUGAAUGGUACAAAAGCAUUGGCUAUUGAGGACUUCUGUAGAUCUCUAGGUCACGCCUAUAUAAGGUUUGAUUACUCUGGAGUUGGAAGUUCAGAUGGUAACCUACAAGAAAGCACAGUGGGAAAAUGGAGAAAAGAUGUUCUUUCUGUAAUUGAUGACAUAGCUGUAGGACCACAGAUACUAGUUGGGUCUAGCCUUGGUGGAUGGCUUAUGCUUCAUGCUGCAAUUGCAAGACCAGAAAAGGUGGUUGCUCUUAUUGGUGUAGCUACAGCUGCAGAUGGCCUGGUGACACAGUUCAAACAGCUUCCUGUUGAGAUGAAAAAGGACAUAGAAAUGAAAGGUACGUGGACCGUUCCAACAAAAUACAGUGAAGAAGAUUACCAGAUUCCAUACAGUUUCAUUACAGAGGCUGAACACCACUGCUUGUUGCAUAGCCCUAUUCCUGUGAACUGCCCUAUAAGAUUGCUCCAUGGCAUGAAGGAUGACAUCAUACCUUGGCAUACAUCCAUGCAAGUUGCUAACCAAGUAAUGAGCAGAGAUGUAGAUGUAAUCCUUAGAAAACACGGUGAUCAUCGAAUGAAGGAAAAAGGCGACAUUCAUCUUCUUCUUUGCACAAUUGAUGACUUAAUUGAUAGCUUUAAACUGUAGUAAAGUAGAAUUACAUGCUUAGUUGGUAUGAAGACUAAUAGAGGCAGGUAAUUGGAAGAGGGAUAACAGAUGAAAGACCCUAAUACUUAGAAAGCUUUUUCCUCUUAGCUCUGAUUUGUAAAUAUCACAUGAGUAUUUAUUUAAUGAUGUAUUUUCACAGUGAUACAAAUGGUAAAGAAAAUGCCAGCUGCUGUUUGGAGAAUUUCCUCCUCCCUUCAAUCCUUGAUUUUUUUUUUUUUAAUCUAAAUGUUUCCUACUUUUUAUUUAAGAGAUGUUUACGUUAGAAUGCUUAUGUUAACUGUUCCAGUUCAUAACAGUAUUCUCUUCUACUUAGAAUUGCUAAUAAAGCUUUGUUUGGUAUCAGUGUAUAUGGAGAUUUGUAAAAUAACUUGUUAUUAAAAUGCAGUUCACAAAGUAAAGAAAAAUGCUUAUUGAAAUCUAAAGUAAUUAGUGAAAAGUCUGAAACAUAAUAGAGUUAAAAAUAAGGCUAUUUCUUUAUAUAUUAUAUUCUUCAUGUUCUAUUUGAGCUUGAAAUUAAGGUUAUCUUUUAAAGGCUUAAAACUUUACAGUGAUAGGGCCUCCCUGGUGGCGCAGCGGUUGAUUGCUGGGUUGCGAAGCUGCCCGCGGCCUCUGCAGUGAGGGUUCUAUCCCCAGCUACUCCCCAGAGGAGGGUCCCACAUGGCGCGCAGACCUCUCCUGCCACCCGCUGCUCCCCUCAGCAGUGUACUUCGGUCCUUCUGUCUGCUCUGCUCCCCGCUCUGGCUCUGGUGAAUUCUCUCACCCUCCCCGCUUCUGACUGUACCCAGUGCUUGUAUAAAUAAAUUAAAAAAAAAAAAAUCUUAAAAAAAAAAAAAACUUUACAGUGAUAUAAAGGAUUUAGGGCAUUUCUAAAUUUUGUCUUAUAGUCAUAUAUUUCAAUGGGGCGUUUGAUAAUGUAGCACUUUGAUAUUCUAAAGAGGAAAAUUUUUUUUUAAAGAUUUAUUUUUUUAUACAAGAACUGGGGUACAGGCCCGAUCUGCGGGAGGGUGAGAGGAUUUACCAGAGACAGAGUGGUGAACAGAACAAGUUGACUGACGAAAUACACUGCUGAGGGAAGCAGCGGGCGAGACAGGAGAGGUCCGCCGUGCCAUGUGGGACCCUCGCUGUCAGGCUGGGAUCAAACCAGUGCUGCAGAGGCUGCAGACAGCUCCACAGCGCUGCACUCAACCCCCUGUGCCACCAGGGGAGGCCUCUAGAGGAAAUUUAUUUUUAUAUAUUAUUGCCUACCUACAGAAACUAUCUUUUUUUUAAAUAAAUUUUAUUUUUAUAUUCCCCAUACAAUUGCAACCCCCUUAUUUUGACCCCAAUCCCUCCCCUCCCCGUCUCCCAUCCCCCAUAGAGUGUCUCUGGUUCAUAGUUUUUUGUUGAUUUUGAUUUUCACUUUCUUAUAGUUAUUCAUUUUCCUGGUCCCUUAUUUAAGUUUUCUAGAUUCCU
This is a messenger RNA of Talpa occidentalis (Iberian mole), 2421 nucleotides long. RefSeq names its product abhydrolase domain containing 10, depalmitoylase (gene ABHD10). Bases 40 to 948 code for a protein of 302 amino acids. Gene Ontology annotation, cellular component: mitochondrion. The record is from RefSeq and is a predicted model, not a curated record. NCBI's taxonomy places the organism in Eukaryota, Metazoa, Chordata, Mammalia, Eulipotyphla, Talpidae. The transcript is spliced from 5 exons. Gene Ontology annotation, biological process: protein depalmitoylation. Gene Ontology annotation, molecular function: palmitoyl-(protein) hydrolase activity; hydrolase activity, hydrolyzing O-glycosyl compounds.